Molecule: messenger RNA, 453 nt
Organism: Ophidiomyces ophidiicola
Lineage: Eukaryota; Fungi; Ascomycota; Eurotiomycetes; Onygenales; Onygenaceae
Exons: 2
Coding region: 1-453 (150 amino acids)
Cellular component (GO): mitochondrion
Source: RefSeq, a predicted model, not a curated record
AUGGCAUCCUCCGAAGCUGCAGUCAAACCCCCAGCCCCUUCUCGAUCGCCCCUAAACCUCCGAAACCCUACACCACUCUCCGCGCUCCAGGAAGCCGAAGUUAAAGCUAUAUAUUAUAAGCGUGUUCGAGGUCACUGUGCUGCAGAAAUAAAAGAUUUCGCUGCAUGCGCGCUGAAUCGCACAGUGACAGCGACCUGGGUUUGUCGGACACAGCGAUUAGCCAUGAACUCAUGUAUGGUUGAGCAUGCCAAACCCGAAGAAGAAGACCGGGCACGAGAAGAAUGGUUCGCAGGUCGUGAAGAACGAAGAAGGGCUCGUGAGCAGGUUGAUCGGGAGACGGAGGUGCGACGGAAUGAAGUCGUGACUAUGAUGAAAGAAGACGAAGACAGACAAAAGGCCAAAGAAGAAGCUGCUGGAAAGAGUGCAGGCUGGCUUUUUGGGAAGAAAAGUUAA